AUGUCGCAAACUGCGCGCGCUUCCGUCGCUGAAUUUCGACCUAUGCUCUCGCCUCCCGUCCGAGUAUCGCUCCGUACUCUCCAGUCAUUCUGCCGCCCUCAAUGCCAGCCAAGUCCAACGACACGCGGCCUACCACCCCAAUGCCUCACGCAACGCCGCAACCUCCAACUCUACAAGACAGCGACAGCAGAAACAGUCCUUGGAAUGCACAAAGUGCUCCCCUUCACACAGUACAGCCUACCUCCUCUGAAUCCUUCGACACAUUUGGUCAAUCUUGCCAAAGGCGGAGAAAUGCUUGCGCAAAUAUCUCUGCAAGACGUUUACGAAAAUCAUGUCAUGCCAGGGCAGUUGCUGUAUCUUGAUGAAGAGAUAAAUAAAAGGAAGGCUGAGAGCUUAGAGGUAAAAAACGACGUGGCACUUGGGAAGCAUAGAACGUUUGGCAUCUUCGAAGCUGAAUCUAUCCCGGGGAACAAGAAGGAUGCCCGCCAGGGAAAGGGCAUAGGAGCUCUGAGAGUGACUCCGAUAAUGUUAUCGAGCCCUGCACAUUACUUCAAGCACGCCAUAGACCGCUCGUAUCAAUUCAUCAAGCAUGGUUCUCCUGUUGAGUUCACCAUGCGCUUCAGAGGUUGCGCAUGCAAAGAAGGAAGAGAAACUCCUGCCUGUCGGUCACGAAUUAUGGCACUGGAUACAUGA
Parastagonospora nodorum SN15 is the source of this 693-nucleotide messenger RNA. RefSeq lists its product as hypothetical. The record is from RefSeq and is a predicted model, not a curated record. NCBI's taxonomy places the organism in Eukaryota, Fungi, Ascomycota, Dothideomycetes, Pleosporales, Phaeosphaeriaceae. Bases 1 to 693 code for a protein of 230 amino acids. The transcript has a single exon.